AUGAGAGCCAGAGCAAAGACCAGAGGUGACAUCUUUAACUGUCCACGACUCUUCUCCAUGUCAGAGCUCAGCACUCACAGCAACACACUGACUUUAUUCACAGGAACACACCUGGACCUGGACCUGGACCUGGACCUGGACCUGAACCUGGAUCUGGACCUGAACCUGGACCUGGACCUGAACCUGGACCCAGCUAGCGACUGGUCAAUGUAUCGUCUUAUUGAUUUUAAAUCAGUCCAGCCUCCAUCAGCAGAGAGAGUGGACCAGCAGAGCUCAGAGGUUCCCAGUGCUCAGUCUGCCCAGCAGCAUCAAACACAGCUGGACUCCAUAUUUAUGCUGCUGGAGGACAACAUGGUCACUUUUGUGAAGAAUGAGCUGAAGAAGAUCCAGAAGGUUCUGAGCCCAGAUUACCCAGAAUGCUUAGAGAGUCAGAGGGAGGAUGAGGAGUUUUUGGAGGCUGAGGAUGAAGAGCAGAGGAGCAGCAGAGAGGCAUUGAUGAAGAUCACAGUUUACUUCCUGAGGAGGAUGAAGCAGGAGGAGCUGGCUGACCGUCUGCAGAGCAAUUCAACAGCCCUUUGUCAACGUAACCUUAACAGUUGUGUGAAGAAGAGGUUCCAGUGUGUGUUUGAGGGGAUUGCUAAAGCAGGAAACCCAACCCUUCUGAAUGAGAUCUACACAGAGCUCUACAUCACAGAGGGAGGGACUGGAGAGGUCAAUGAUGAGCAUGAG
This is a messenger RNA of Nematolebias whitei (Rio pearlfish), 729 nucleotides long. RefSeq lists its product as uncharacterized. Lineage: Eukaryota; Metazoa; Chordata; Actinopteri; Cyprinodontiformes; Rivulidae. The transcript is spliced from 5 exons. The annotation marks the transcript as partial. The record is from RefSeq and is a predicted model, not a curated record.